AGGAGUCAAAGGCAGUCUCCGCCAAUCUUGUUUAAAAAAAAAAAAAGGAGCGCUGGAUUUUUUUGGGUCCUACCCAAGCGCUUCCCAAAAUACCGAACUCUUAUCUUUAUUGGCCUUUCCAGAAGUCCAGACAAAUUUGACGAGCAGCUUGCUUAUCGCCGCGCAGAUAGGUCGCUUGCCGGCUCCUUCUGUCUGACGCGCAGCAUUUCACAAGAUAUUGUGCCCAGUAAUAAUAAUUAUAAUUACAAUAAACCAAAGACACUCUGGUUUGGAGCAGAGGCGAGUAGGUGCUGGAGAGCCAGGCCACGCAGACCUCCCUGGGGCCGACCCUCUCCGUCAAGUCUUCCCUGAAUCUGCUCCUUUCAAGCCAUCUGAGCAUUUUCCAUUUUUCCCUUUUCCCUUUUCCCUUCCCUCCUUCCACCCGCCCUUCCCUCCUGGGCUGCGGCUGCAGCGGAGGACCCAACGAGGGCAACGCGGACCAUGGCGGACGCCGACGAAGCCUUUGGCCUCCCCCACACGCCCCUGGAGGCCGAAUCUAAGGAGCUGCCUCCCGAGGCCAAGCAGGAGAACCCUCUGGGGAGUAGCAGCAAAGCUCCCGCGUCUCCUCAGGCGGCUUUCACCCAGCAGGGCAUGGAGGGGAUCAAAGUGUUUUUACACGAGCGAGAACUGUGGCUAAAAUUUCAUGAAGUGGGGACCGAAAUGAUCAUCACUAAAGCAGGAAGGCGUAUGUUCCCCAGUUACAAAGUCAAGGUCACUGGACUGAAUCCCAAAACGAAGUACAUCCUGCUCAUGGAUAUUGUACCAGCUGACGACCACAGAUACAAAUUUGCAGAUAAUAAAUGGUCUGUGACUGGGAAAGCAGAGCCUGCCAUGCCUGGACGGCUGUAUGUGCACCCCGAUUCUCCAGCCACAGGUGCCCACUGGAUGCGGCAGCUGGUCUCUUUUCAGAAACUGAAGCUCACCAAUAAUCAUCUGGACCCAUUUGGACAUAUUAUACUGAAUUCCAUGCAUAAAUACCAGCCUAGACUGCACAUCGUGAAAGCAGACGAAAAUAAUGGAUUUGGCUCGAAAAACACAGCCUUCUGCACCCAUGUCUUCCCAGAGACGGCUUUUAUCGCUGUGACCUCCUACCAGAAUCACAAAAUCACCCAAUUAAAGAUCGAGAACAAUCCUUUUGCCAAAGGAUUCCGGGGAAGUGAUGAUAUGGAGCUUCACAGAAUGUCAAGAAUGCAAAGUAAAGAGUACCCAGUGGUUCCCAGGAGUACAGUGAGACAGAAAGUCACUGCCAAUCAUAGCCCCUUUAGUGGGGAGGCCCGAGUUCUUGCAACCUCUUCCAACUUGGGAUCCCAGUACCAGUGCGAGAAUGGCGUCUCCAGUACCUCCCAGGAUCUGCUACCCCCUCCCAACCCAUACCCGCUGUCCCAAGAGCAUGGCCAGAUUUACCAUUGCACCAAGAGAAAAGAUGAGGAAUGUUCCACCACUGAUCAUCCCUACAAAAAGCCCUACAUGGAGACGUCCCCCACCGAAGAGGAUCCCUUCUAUCGGUCCAGUUACUCCCAGCAGCAGGGGCUGAAUCCCUCCUACAGGACUGAGUCUGCCCAACGCCAAGCCUGCAUGUAUGCCAGCUCUGCUCCCCCCACAGACUCCGUGCCCAGCCUGGAAGACAUUAGCUGUAAUACGUGGCCCGCCAUGCCUUCGUACAGCAGCUGUACAGUGACCGCCAUGCAGUCUGUGGAUAGACUCCCCUACCAGCAUUUCUCAGCCCACUUCACUUCGGGGCCCUUGGUGCCCCGUUUGGCUGGGGUGGCCAAUCACAGCUCCCCCCAGCUCGGGGAGAGCAUGUUUCAGCACCAGACAUCCGUCUCCCAUCAGCCCGUGGUACGGCAGUGUGGGCCGCAGACCAGCCUCCAGUCUCCUGGCAGCAUACAGCCUGCCGAGUUCCUGUACUCUCACGGGGUACCGCGAACCCUCUCUCCUCAUCAGUACCACUCUGUCCAUGGGGUGGGCAUGGUGCCAGAGUGGAGUGAGAACAGCUAAGACUGAGCAAGGGACUUUGAUGGCAGACAUGAAAGACAAGGGAGAAUGAGAGACAGAAACCUUAUUUGGCAAGAUUUCCUCAAAGCGGGCCCUCGCGCCAAUUGGACGCUGAUUUGAAACCACAAUUCAAAAAAUGUGACUUCUUUGUUUUGUUUCAAAAACUAAAAAAAAAAAAAACAAAAAAAAACAACCCCACUGAAAAAACAAAUCUGCUCCGUGGUUCCCUCUCCUCUCACCUUCCAACCCACCUUCUGUGUCUACCCUGAGGCCUGAGCUGCGUUUCUGCAUCUCAACACCAGAGCUGUAACUAGGGUAGGCCAACCAGAGCUUGGUCCCCAGGUGCCCUGGUUUAGAGGGCAUAGCCAGCUCUUGCAGUCAAUCAAUCAACACAUCAAGUCAACAAACAUUCAGUAAGUGCUAAUUAACACUGUGUUAAUUGCUGAGGAUACAAAGAAAGGUGAAAACAACCCAGUGACCUCAAGAAACUCACAUUCUAAUGGGGGAGACAUAUUAAAGUGCCUACUAUGUACCAGGCACUGUGUUAGGAGCCGAGGAUAUCGAUACAGAUAAUAAAGUAUUCCCGAUCUGAGACUUCCAUGAGCUCCUUCCCCUUUUUUCUUUGUCCCCUGGUGACCAUCAUCCUCCCAGCAGUAGCCUCACCAAAGGCAAUGUUUCAGGGUCCUUGUCUCCCCCUUUCUUCCCAACUCUUGGUAACUGAUAUCAACCUUUCUUGCCACUUGCCCCAAGCACUGUUUUGUGUGCUUGUUCUCCUGUUGCGACUCUGCUCAAAACAAAUUCAACAAAUCAAGCUAAGAAUCAUUUACAAAGUGCCUAUUAUGUACAAGGCACUGUGCUAGGUGCUGGUGAUACAGAGACAAAUUUAAAAAAAGGAAAGAAAAGGAAAAAAAGGAAAGAAAAGUAGUUCCUGUCCUCAGAGAGCUUACAUUCUAGUGUCUUCCUUCUGGUCUUCGGACAUUCUUCCAUCUCCUGUUGACUCUCUUAUCACAGAGUUCAACAUCCCGAUGCCUUGGAUGUUCAUUUCCUGGCCCGGAUCCCUUGGUGUUAAUGUUAACAUUGUUAUAUAAUAAAUGAUAAUAUAUUUUUUCUCUCUCUUCUCUUAAAGGGACCUGGUCUCUUUUGGGUGGGAGACCCAGACAGGAUGUGUUCCAACAUGUACUUGUUUAUGGAUUAGCUUUUUUCCCCAAUCAUCUCUUGCUUCUUCCUCUUCUUAUCCCCAAAAGAUCCAUAUUCCCCUUGAUUAAGAAAGUGUAGGUAUCUACCUCUGACAUAAGAUAUUUCUGCAAAUGUCGAAUGCAACCUAGCUCCUCUUUGUGUUUGAUCUUUAUAAUAAAAACAUGACACUCUCUUUUUGACCUGCCAAUGGGACUAAGAAAGCUACUCCUGUCUCAGUCUGGUGAGGUUUCUUUCCAAAGACCUUUCCUGUUCCCUCUUCAUAGUCAAUGUGGGCUGAAGGCAAAUGUGUUGCUUUUGGGGGAAAAAAGUGGAAAGUGAUUGGUUUCGACUUGGGAAGAACUUUGAUCAUAAGAGGACCACCAACUCAGGAGUUGAUGGAAGAGACAAAAAAGCCAAAAUAAAUGCAUCCGUUGACCAAAAAGUAAAUCAGUUGCGACUCCGGCCUCUAUCCCCUGCCCUUCAACCCACUGACCCUGCCUGCAGAAAUGGAAGAAGACUUUACAAGACACACUCUUAUUUUCAAAUUCUCUCUUUCCAAAGAAACCACAGCAAUGCCAAAAGGAAACAAACUGUAUUGGAUGGUGGGGGGCGGGGGGGUGUGGUGGUGUGUGUGUGUGUGGGGAUUUUUUAAAAAGAGCAUAAAAUGGUAAAAAAAAGUUUGUAAGUAAAACUAUUGCAGGGUUCUUCAGAUGUAAUAUUUUACUGGUACUAUUUAUUUAUAAAUAGGAAUUCUAAUUAAGUAAUAACAGGUAAUAAAACCAGUGUAUCUGCUGGUUGAGAGCUUUUUAUUUUAUUGAUACUCAAAUCUAAGUUUGUUGUUUCCCCCCCUUUUCACAUUGCUUUUUUUUUUUUUUGUAUUUUUAAAAAAAUCGACCCUAAUGAAAAGAACAGGGUAAAAUGUCUGAGUGUGGGAAAGUGUAAGUAAGCAUGUGUAUGGCUGUGAGUGUGCUCUUGCUAUGUCUACAUCUAUGUUGCUAAGGAAAAAAAAUAUCCCCAAGUACUCUUUCCAUAUUCUUGUGUGUCAAUUUAUGCCUAAUAAAUGCCAAGUGCUUCAAAAGCA
Molecule: messenger RNA, 4291 nt
Organism: Antechinus flavipes (yellow-footed antechinus)
Lineage: Eukaryota; Metazoa; Chordata; Mammalia; Dasyuromorphia; Dasyuridae
Gene: TBX5
Product: T-box transcription factor 5
Exons: 8
Coding region: 481-2037 (518 amino acids)
Biological process (GO): cardiac left ventricle formation; pattern specification process; cell fate specification
Cellular component (GO): nucleus
Molecular function (GO): DNA-binding transcription factor activity, RNA polymerase II-specific; RNA polymerase II cis-regulatory region sequence-specific DNA binding
Source: RefSeq, a predicted model, not a curated record